Cynara cardunculus var. scolymus (artichoke) is the source of this 656-nucleotide messenger RNA. RefSeq lists its product as uncharacterized. Bases 1 to 630 code for a protein of 209 amino acids. The record is from RefSeq and is a predicted model, not a curated record. Gene Ontology annotation, molecular function: enzyme inhibitor activity. The transcript has a single exon. NCBI's taxonomy places the organism in Eukaryota, Viridiplantae, Streptophyta, Magnoliopsida, Asterales, Asteraceae.
AUGGCUUUUGCAAGGCAAACCUUUGCCUUCAUUUUCAUUUUUGUUCAUAUCAUUUUCGCACCUUCUUCCGCUGCGAAAACCCGUUUGGCAUUUUCUUCCACCCUAAAAGCCCGUUCAACACCUUCUCCUACGGCAGGCCCUGCCGGAAAGGAGAACAAAGAAAUCCCACCCUCUCCCACAGAAGACCCUGCCAAAAAGGAGGAUGAAGGAUUCCCAUUGCCAGACGCUGAGAUGAGCAAGAUGUUUGACAACGAGGCGGAUGUGGUAAGCUUUGUAACCAAUAAAAUGGAAGAAACUCAGAAGAUGGUCACCAAUUUCAGUGAAAAUCUCAAGAAGCGGAAAGACGACCCCAACCAUGAGUCUGGGAUGAAAGAGUGUUUCUCAGAGUGCGAUGAGGUCAUGGGUGCGGCCCUUGAUGAUAUCAAGAACACUCUUGAUAGCAUCAAAAGCCAAAAUUUUGUGAAGGCCAAUUUUGACAUUUCUGCAGUCUUGACGAACGUGGACACCUGCGAAGAUUGCUUUGCCGAGUCGGUUGGAGGAGAUGCGGAGGCAAAGAAACUAUUAGCACAUGUACAAAAUCUCACCGGAGAAGCCCUUGACGCUCUCCAAUCAACCCAGCCCCCAGGUUAAAACAUAUCAAACCAAACAAACCCAGU